AUGACCGUGUCAGAGUCUAAGGACCUUCGAGGUCUGAACCUCAUCGCAGCCCAUUCCCACAUUCGCGGCCUCGGCGUCGAUGCUACAACCCUGGAACCUAGAGCUGCCUCUCAGGGUCUUGUUGGACAGGAGAAGGCGCGGAAGGCUGCUGCCGUUAUCCUCCAGAUGAUCAAAGAAGGCAAGAUUGCUGGCCGCGCAGUUCUCAUCGCCGGUCCUCCCAGCACCGGAAAGACGGCCAUUGCAAUGGGAAUGGCGCAGUCCCUCGGCCCCGAUGUCCCUUUUACAACCCUCGCAUCGUCAGAGAUCUUCUCCCUCGAGAUGUCCAAGACCGAAGCCCUCACCCAAGCCUUCCGCAAGUCGAUCGGCGUCCGGAUAAAGGAGGAGAGUGAGAUCAUGGAGGGAGAGGUCGUGGAGAUUCAGAUUGACCGUAGUGUUACGGGCAGCGCCAAGCAGGGAAAGCUGACUAUCAAGACGACCGACAUGGAGGCUGUUUACGACAUGGGCAGCAAGAUGAUUGAUGCGAUGACCAAGGAGCGCGUUAUGGCCGGCGACAUCAUCUCGAUCGACAAGUCUUCUGGAAAGAUCACUAAGCUCGGCCGAUCUUACGCUCGGUCACGCGACUACGAUGCUAUGGGUGUCGACACCAAGUUCCUGCAGUGCCCUGAUGGCGAGAUUCAGAAGCGCAAGGAGGUGGUGCACACUGUUACAUUGCACGAGAUUGAUGUUAUCAAUUCGAGGACACAAGGCUUCCUGGCCCUCUUUUCAGGCGACACAGGAGAGAUCCGCAGCGAGAUCCGAGACCAGAUCAACACCAAGGUCGGCGAGUGGAAGGAGGAGGGCAAGGCCGAGAUCGUCCCCGGUGUUCUGUUCAUGGACGAAGUUCACAUGCUCGAUAUUGAGUGCUUCUCAUACAUCAACCGAGCCCUGGAGGACGACCUGGCGCCUGUGGUGAUCAUGGCCAGCAACCGGGGCAACUCACGCAUCCGUGGCACUGAUUACCGCAGCCCUCACGGUCUGCCUCUGGACUUCCUCGACCGAGUGGUCAUCAUCAACACACACAUGUACAACCCCGAGGAGAUUAAGCAGAUUCUCUCUAUCCGAGCACAAGAAGAGGAGGUUGACGUUCACCCCGACGCGCUUGCGCUUCUGACCAAGAUCGGCCAAGAGGCAGGCCUCCGAUAUGCCAGCAACCUCAUCACCACGUCGCAACUCGUGUCAGCCAAGCGGAGGGCCAAGCAGGUUGAGAUUGGCGAUGUGCAGCGCAGCUUCCAGCUCUUUUACGACCCAGCGCGCAGUGUCAAGUUUGUGAGCGAGUCGGAGAAGCGGCUGAUUGGCAACACGGGCGCUGUGGACUUUUCGGCUACUGGCGCGGCACCGGCCGCAGGCAACGGCGAGAAGAUGGAUCUCAGUUAA
Messenger RNA from Fusarium vanettenii 77-13-4, 1413 nucleotides. RefSeq names its product TBP-interacting protein. NCBI's taxonomy places the organism in Eukaryota, Fungi, Ascomycota, Sordariomycetes, Hypocreales, Nectriaceae. The coding region runs from base 1 to 1413 and encodes 470 amino acids. The record is from RefSeq and is a predicted model, not a curated record. Gene Ontology annotation, biological process: chromatin remodeling; box C/D snoRNP assembly; regulation of transcription by RNA polymerase II. Gene Ontology annotation, molecular function: ATP hydrolysis activity; ATP binding; DNA helicase activity. Gene Ontology annotation, cellular component: NuA4 histone acetyltransferase complex; R2TP complex; Swr1 complex. The transcript has 2 exons.